This is a messenger RNA of Bipolaris oryzae ATCC 44560, 2958 nucleotides long. RefSeq names its product glycoside hydrolase family 35 protein. Gene Ontology annotation, molecular function: beta-galactosidase activity. Gene Ontology annotation, cellular component: vacuole. Gene Ontology annotation, biological process: carbohydrate metabolic process. The coding region runs from base 1 to 2958 and encodes 985 amino acids. Lineage: Eukaryota; Fungi; Ascomycota; Dothideomycetes; Pleosporales; Pleosporaceae. The record is from RefSeq and is a predicted model, not a curated record. The transcript has 3 exons.
AUGCGGAUCUCACGCAUCAUCGCUGUCGCGGCAUCGCUCUCUUACAGCGCUCUCGCUGCGAACAAUGGGUUGCAGACGACUGUGGAAUGGGACAAUGGCUCACUGAUGAUCAAAGGCGAGCGCAUCAUGAUUAUGAGUGGAGAAUUCCACUACACUCGCCUCCCCGUCCCCGCCCUCUGGUCCGACGUAUUCCAAAAAUUCAAAGCAAACGGCAUAAACACCGUAAGCAUCUACUUCUUCUGGUCCUACCACUCGGCGUCCCGCGGCACCUACGAUUUCACCUCGCCAGCAAAAGACCUGCAGCGUCUCCUCUCCGCAGCCCGAGAAGCAGGCCUCUACGUUAUCGCGCGCCCGGGCCCUUACUGCAACGCCGAAACCAACGGCGGCGGCUUCGCUCUAUGGACCAGCGACGGCAGCGGCGGCAAGUACCGCACAAGCGAUGCCACGUACCGCGAAUCAUGGUCCGAAUGGGUUGCGCAAGUCGGAAGUAUCAUUGCGAAGAACCAGAUUACAAACGGCGGACCCGUGAUACUUACGCAGGUGGAAAAUGAAUUGCAGCAGACGCGCUAUGUGGCUAAUGAUACGCUGGUGUUGUACAUGGAGCAGCUCAAAACCGCAUUCAAGAACGCGGGCAUUAUCGUUCCCUUGACGCACAACGAGAAGGGGUUCCGGUCGAAGAGCUGGUCGUCCGACUACAAGAAUGUCGGUGGGGCGAUUGAUGUGUAUGGGCUGGAUAGUUAUCCUGGAGGCAUGAGUUGUACGAAUCUUGACACGGGGUUUAAUCUGCCCAGGACGUAUUAUCAGUGGUUCCAGGAAGUGUCGCCGUCGCAGCCAGAGUAUCUACCUGAGUUUGAGGGCGGCUGGUUUCAGCCGUGGGGUGGGUACUUUUUUGAUCAGUGCAAGGCGGAGCAGAGCCCGGAGUUUGCGGAUGUGUUUUAUAAGGGGUUAGUUGGACAGAGGGCUACGCUGUUGAAUUUGUACAUGGCGUAUGGCGGUACUAACUGGGGUCAACUCGCUGCACCUGUCGUCUACACUUCAUACGACUACAAUGCACCUCUCCGCGAGACUCGCGAGAUUCGCCCGAAGUUCUCACAGUACAAGCUUCUUGCUCUCUUCACCCGUGUGAGCAAGGGCCUGCAUAAUACCUUCAUGGAAGCAAACGGCACAGCGAACGCCGUCUCGAGCUCUGCCAUCUGGACCUGGCAGCUUAAGAAUCGCGAGUCGGAUGCACGGUUCUAUCUUGCUGAAAACAACAAUACGCGCACGAGGGAUGUGACUGGAUUUUCCAUGACGGUCAAGACGUCCGAGGGCGAUGUGACGAUCCCGACUAUGCAGCUUGCGGGGCGGCAGAGUAGAUGGGUUGUCACGGAUUAUGCGGUUGGAAAUGAGACGUUGCUUUACUCUUCGGCGGAAAUUGCAUCAUACGGAUUGUUUGAUCGCCCUGUUGUUGUCUUCUACACGCGGCAAGGUCAGGUUGGCGAGUUUGCCUUCAAGUCGCGUGGUAACCUCACGUUCAAGACGUGGGGCGCAGAAUCCGACAUUGCGAGUGUACCGGCAAACGGAACGUAUUCUCGCUUCAGUUUUACUCAAAGCAAGGGAGUGACGGUUGUCGAGUUCUCCAAUGGGGUUCUGGCAUACCUUUUGGAUAUUCCAUCAGCAUGGACGUUUUUUGCACCGCCAACGACUAACGAUCCCAGCGUCACGCCCGAUAAACAAGUUUUUGUCCGCGGACCUUAUCUUGUUCGGUCAGCAAGCAUUGAAGAUGGGACUGUUGCUAUCAUUGGCGAUAAUGCAAAUGCAACUUCAAUAGAAGUCUACGCUGGCGCAAACGUUGAGACGAUAUCGUGGAACGGCCGAAGACUCGACACCACGAAGACGCCAUAUGGUGCUCUUACUGCCAAUCUCGAAGGAAUUGCAGAUCGCCAGGUCACACUCCCAGCAUUAUCCAACUUCAAAGCUGCGGACUCGUCACCAGAAAUCCAACCCUCGUUCGACGACGGCAACUGGGUUGUUGCGAACAAGACGACUACCCUCAGUCCAGUCAAGCCACUUACCCUACCUGUACUCUUUAGCAGUGACUACAAGUUUUAUACGGGCGCAAAAAUCUACCGUGGCUACUUCUCUGGAAAGAUAGCCACAGGGUUCAACAUCACAGUACAAGGAGGUGUAGCCGCAGGAUGGAAUGCAUGGCUCAACGGACAAGCCCUUGGAUACCAUGGAGGCAACGCCUCACUCACAUCAACUACAGCGCAGCUAUCCUUUGGCAACGCGACAAUGCUGGAGCAAGGCAAUGUCCUGACCGUGAUCACCGACUACACGGGCCACGAUCAGACGUCCACCGGACCGGCAGGAGCCCAGAACCCCCGCGGUAUCCUAGGCGCACAGCUCCUCACUGCCAAUGGAACCAAGCUACCUUUUGACCAGUGGAAGAUCCAAGGAAACGCUGGUGGAGAAAAAAAUCUAGACCCCGUUCGCGGGCCAAUGAACGAAGGUGGUCUAUACGGCGAGCGUCUAGGUUGGCACCUCCCCGGCUUCGACACUGCAUCUUGGAAAUCUGCGAGUCCAACAGUCGAAGGCGCCGAGGGCGCUGCGAUACGCUGGUUCACUACCACCUUUCCGCUUGACAUCGAUGCCGAUCUUGAUGUUCCGAUUGGGAUUGAACUGGGGGCGCCCAAGGGCACGAUUGCGCGCGUCAUGCUGUUUGUGAAUGGAUACCAGUACGGAAAGUUUGUGCCGCAUAUUGGGCCGCAGACGCGGUUCCCGGUUCCGCCUGGUAUACUCAAUAUGAGGGGGGAGAAUACGCUGAGUGUGGUUGUGUGGGCACAGACGGAUAAGGGGGCUAAGCUAGAUACGUUGAGAUUGGUCGAGUAUGCGCGGUAUGAGAGUGGAUUUGGGUUUGGCGAGAUUGAUGGUGAGGAGCUGCAGCCGAGGUGGGAGGAUCGAAGUCAGUAUGCUUGA